AUGACCCCCGAGAAGGUGCUGAGGGAGGGGGUGCUGGAGAAGCGGAGCGGGGGGCUGCUGCAGCUCUGGAAGAAGAAGCGGUGCCUGCUGACGGAGAAGGGGCUGCAGCUCUUCGAGCCCAAGGGCUCGCGGCGCAAGGAGCUGAGCUUCGCCCGCAUGAAGGCCGUGGAGUGCGUGGAGUGGAAGGAGCGGCACAUUUACUUCACGGUGGUGAUGGACGACAGCCUGGAGAUCGACUUUCGCUGUGCCCAGGAGGACCCAGGCUGGAACGCCGAGAUCACCAUGGGGCUGGUGCGCUUCAAGAACCAGCAGGCGAUGCAGGAGGUGCGAGCCCGGCACAGCUGCAGAGCAGUGGUGCAGCUGGACACAGCCCCGGGGGGACAGCCCAGGGAAUCGCAGCUUCCCAGGAGUCGGAUGGAGAUGGAGAUGGCCCUCGGCUCGACAGGUGCUGGGGAGAACGGGAUCCCUGCGGGCAAAUGAGGUCACCGCUGUGCAGCCCGGGGACAGGACAGUGGCCCUGGGGAGGCCGGUGCUGGUGCUGGCUCUCCCCGUGCCGGGGCAGGACAGAGGCACCACAGGAGCUGGGCUGGCACAGCCACUUCCCCUUGGCACAGCAAGGGACACAGAAGGUGACAUCCCUGCCUGGGGCCCCACCACCCUUCAUUCGGCUGACACAUGCAGGACCUUGUGCACUGGUGGGGACCCCAGGCCUCUCCUGCAGGACAGGGGAUGGGUGAGGCUGUGCCCGAAGGGUCCGUGCCACAGGGAGUUCUGCCCGAGCGACAGUGACACGGGGACAGAUGGAUGUGGCCGGGUCCCAGUUUUAAAAAGGGACUGGAGAGCUGCUGCUGCAGCAGGGACCCCUCAGCAGGGCACUGAACCUGGCAUGGUGACACAUCCGUGCUGCUGGACAUUGUCUCACCCUGGGAUGUCCUUGGGCUGUUGGGGAAUGCUGGGGACCUCAAUUCCCUGUACCAAAAAUGUCCCUAAACAGGACUUCCAGCCUCUUAA
Cyanistes caeruleus (blue tit) is the source of this 1011-nucleotide messenger RNA. RefSeq names its product pleckstrin homology like domain family A member 3 (gene PHLDA3). Gene Ontology annotation, cellular component: plasma membrane. NCBI's taxonomy places the organism in Eukaryota, Metazoa, Chordata, Aves, Passeriformes, Paridae. Gene Ontology annotation, molecular function: phosphatidylinositol phosphate binding. The record is from RefSeq and is a predicted model, not a curated record. Gene Ontology annotation, biological process: intrinsic apoptotic signaling pathway in response to DNA damage by p53 class mediator; positive regulation of apoptotic process; negative regulation of phosphatidylinositol 3-kinase/protein kinase B signal transduction.